AUGAAGUACGGUCUGGCAAUUGAACUCGAUGACUUCACACGGAAGGUUGACAGCCUUUGCCGCGCGCAACUAGGAGGCUCCGAGGAUUUGGAUCCCUGCGCAGUUGUGUCUUGCAUGAACAACGUCAAGGAGUUGCGCUUUCGCACUCGGGAUGGAAAGAAAAGCUUGGCUCUGCAGCUCGAGCCGCAUGUCCUCAAGACAUUUGAGGACUUGGUGAAAGAGGUCAAUUUAAUGAUGGGCACUGCUUGCGCGGUUGCGACGGUGAGCCUGCCGCACUUUUCCCGGGCUGUCGCAGUGUUCCGGCAGGACUAUGCACGACCGGGUGCUCUAGUUGGAAGAAGUUAUGACCUCUCCACGGAGCCUCUAAUCACCUUUGUGGCUCAAGAGUUUCGUUCUGCACAUCUCUAA
Symbiodinium pilosum is the source of this 408-nucleotide messenger RNA. The record is from the annotation of a GenBank genome assembly. NCBI's taxonomy places the organism in Eukaryota, Dinophyceae, Suessiales, Symbiodiniaceae.